Messenger RNA from Spinacia oleracea (spinach), 1115 nucleotides. Its product is annotated as vesicle-associated protein 2-1-like. The transcript has 8 exons. Gene Ontology annotation, biological process: endoplasmic reticulum membrane organization. The record is from RefSeq and is a predicted model, not a curated record. Gene Ontology annotation, cellular component: plasma membrane; endoplasmic reticulum membrane. The coding region runs from base 320 to 964 and encodes 214 amino acids. NCBI's taxonomy places the organism in Eukaryota, Viridiplantae, Streptophyta, Magnoliopsida, Caryophyllales, Amaranthaceae.
AUCCAUAAUUAACAUAGUUUCUAAAAAAAGGUGCGCAAGUAACCACAACCUUCCUUUUCUUUCCUCAAUUUAGUAACUAUAUGAGUGAUUGAUCCGCCAUUGUUGCGUAAUCUUUUUGCAUCGUCAUGUAACUAUCUAAUUUAAUCUUCUUAUAUUUCUCUAAUAUAAAUUUUUUUCAACUUGUUUAUUCUGAUUUAUUUAUUAUUUAUUACGGAGUAAUUAAGAAUUGGUUGUUUUUAUUUUUUGUUUUUUGGGCGAAAUUCUGAAAAAUUUGUCUGUUUUUUAAUUUUAAUAUUUAAAGUAUUAGGGUUUGUGGUAAAUGAUAGUGAAUUGUGUUGUGGGUUCAAAUCAAAUUGUAACCAUGAAACGAAUCAAGAGAUUGAUCUCCGUUCUACCCGAAGAGCUCAAAUUUUCAAUUGAGCUUAAAAAGCAAAGCUAUUGUGACAUGAAAGUUACUAACAGAACAGAUCAGAAUGUUGCUUUUAAGGUUAAGACCACUUCCCCGAAGAAGUAUCGUGUAUCACCCAAUGCUGGUAUUAUUCGUCCUCGGGGUUCAUGUGUUAUAAGAGUCACUGUUCAGGCCCAACAGGAAUAUCCUCCAAAUAUGGAAUGCAAGGAUAAAUUUCUUCUUCAAAGCACAAUAGUGCCUCCGAAUAGUAAACUUGAUGAUCUUUCACCUGAAAUUUUUAACAAGGGCGGUGGAAGGAUCGUUCAGGAAUGCAAACUCGACGUUGUGUAUGUCUCAGCAAACUCAGAUCAGAAUCAAGAAUUGCAGCGCGUGAAGAAAGAAAGAGAUGCAGCUAUUCAAGAAAAGCAAAAACUCCAACAGGAAUUGGCUUUGCAACGACAAAAUCCGCAACCCCGCCUCAAUUCUGGAACGCACAAGAUACACGCACAAUACAAGCACUGGACAAUCUUUUGUGUGCGGAUAUCAUGGGCGCGCUCAAGUACGCGUUCCAGAUAAAACUUUUUGUCUCCACGAACUAUGAAAUAGAUUAUCUUCACUAGUUUAGAAUACAAAUAAUUCUUUGCAUAGCAUAUAUUCUACUCCUACCUUCAUAUUUUUCAUUUGCAUACAGAGUAUUGACUGCAGAAAUGGUAUGCACUGUUGUAUU